Yamadazyma jaroonii is the source of this 576-nucleotide messenger RNA. Lineage: Eukaryota; Fungi; Ascomycota; Pichiomycetes; Serinales; Debaryomycetaceae. The record is from the annotation of a GenBank genome assembly.
AUGAAAUUCGUCCAAACUGAACAAGUUUUAGAAGUCCCAGAAGGUGUUACUUUAGAAAUCAAAGCUAGAGAAAUCAAAGUUGUUGGUCCAAGAGGUACUUUAACCAAAAACUUAAAACAUAUUGAUGUUACCUUCAAAAAAAUUAACAACAAACAAAUUAAAAUUGUUGUCCACAAUGGUGACAGAAAACACGUUGCUGCUUUAAGAACUGUUAAAUCUUUAAUUGCUAACUUAAUUACCGGUGUUACCAAAGGUUAUCAAUACAAAAUGAGAUACGUUUAUGCGCAUUUCCCAAUCAAUGUUAACAUCAUUGAAGAAGAAGGUAAGAAAUUUGUUGAAAUUAGAAAUUUCUUAGGUGAAAAAAGAGUUAGAAAAGUUCCAGUUACUGAUGGUGUUGCUAUCUCACAAUCAGCUACCCAAAAAGAUGAAUUAGUCUUAGAAGGUAACUCAUUAGAAGAUGUUUCUCAAAAUGCUGCUGAUAUUCAACAAAAAUGUUUAGUCAGAAACAAAGAUAUCCGUAAAUUCUUAGAUGGUAUCUAUGUUUCCGAAAGAGGUGUUAUUGAUGAAGAUGCUUAA